Messenger RNA from Neofelis nebulosa (Clouded leopard), 2638 nucleotides. It is a transcript of the gene ZNF416, whose product is annotated as zinc finger protein 416. The transcript is spliced from 4 exons. Gene Ontology annotation, molecular function: RNA polymerase II cis-regulatory region sequence-specific DNA binding; DNA-binding transcription activator activity, RNA polymerase II-specific. The record is from RefSeq and is a predicted model, not a curated record. Bases 458 to 2023 code for a protein of 521 amino acids. Gene Ontology annotation, biological process: regulation of transcription by RNA polymerase II. Gene Ontology annotation, cellular component: nucleus. Lineage: Eukaryota; Metazoa; Chordata; Mammalia; Carnivora; Felidae.
GCACCCCUGAGGCUGCAGUCGCUUUGCUUUCGUGCGCAGCCGGGAUCUGGGACCUUUAGGAGCGUGCAGUCGGGUCCGCGGUGGUGAGAGCCAGAAGGCGGUAGGGGUGGGGUUGUCCCCACUGCACAGCAGCUGGUCUGAGGGUCGGAGGCGGUGGUUGACAACUGUGCACGAGUCCCGUCUCUGUCGCCAACCUCUUAGGACCCCUCUGUACCUACAGAGUCGGAUGGCGGCGGCCGCGCCCCGGGACCCGACUCAGGGCUGUGUGACUUUUGAGGACGUGGCCAUUGACUUCCCCAGGAGGAGUGGGGGCUCCUUGAUGAGGCUCAGAGACGCCUGUACCACGAUGCGAUGCUGGAGAACUUGGCACUUAUAGCUUCGCUGGUUACCCACAGUCCACUGCAGUCUGGAAGUAGAUGAUCCUCCUUCUGAUGUAUCUUCAGUUUGUUGGCAUGGAAUGGAGGAUGAAGAGACACCUUUUGAACAGAGUGUUUCCAUAGAAGUUUUGUCACAGGUCAGGAUUCCAAAGGCAGGUGCCUCCAUCCAGAAGACUCACCCCUGUGAGAAAUGUGUCCCAAUCCUGAAAGACAUUUUCCACUUGGCCCAUCUACCUGGGCAGAAAGUGUAUGUAGAUGGAGCAUGUGCAGACCUGUACCAGCUUCGGGAGCAUCACAAUGCAGAGAAGAGGGAUGUGGGCAGGGCUUCAUUUAUAAAGAGCUGCAUAUUCCAUGUGUCAGGGAAUCCCUUCACCUGGAGGAAAGUUGGAAAGGAGUUCCCGGACACCUUGGGCUUUCUCCAGCACCAGGUCAUUCUCAACAGUAAGAAGCCAAACAAAAUCACCAAGUGUGGGGAGGCCUUUCCUUGUGGAGAAAGUCAUUACAAAUCAUGUGAAUGUGGGAAAGCCUCCAGCCACAAACACAGCCUUGUUCACCACCCAAGAGUGUCUACUAGAAAAAGGGUUUAUGAGUCUAGCAAAUAUGGGAAGGCUUUUCACUGCAAGUACUCACUUGUUCAGCUCCAGAGAUCCCACACUGGAGAAAGGCCUUACGAGUGCAGCGAAUGUGGAAAAUCUUUUAGGCUAAGGGCCACCCUCAUUAUACACCAGAGAGUUCACACUGGAGAAAAGCCGUAUAAGUGUGGUGAAUGUGGGAAAUCCUUUAGUCAGUGUUCCAACCUUAUUGAACACUGCAGAAUCCACAGCGGAGAAAGGCCUUUUGAGUGUGAGGAAUGCAGGAAAGCCUUUGCGUGCAAAUCCAAUCUUGUGAGGCACCAGAGAACACACACUGGAGAAAAGCCUUAUGAGUGCAUUGAAUGUGGGAAAUCCUUCAGACAAAGCUUCACCCUUGUUCGACACCAGAGAAUUCACACCACAGCAAGCCCUUAUGUGUGUGACCAGUGUGGGAAAUCCUUUAGCCAAAGAGCUGCUCUCAUUAGACACCAGAGAAUUCACACCAGUAAAAGGCUUUACGAGUGUGGAGAAUGUGGGAAAGCCUUUGGAUCCAAAUCCAAACUUUAUCAGCACAACCGAAGUCACACUGGUGAAAGGCCUUAUGAAUGUGCUCAAUGUGGGAAAUCUUUUACACAAAGCUACAGCCUUGUUGAACACCAGCGAAUUCACAGCAGAGCAAGGCCUUUUGAGUGUGGCCAGUGUGGGAAACGCUUUAGCAGAAGAGCUAUUUUCACUAAACACCAAAGAAUUCACACUGGAGAAAGGCCUUAUAUGUGUCAUGAAUGUGGGAAAUCCUUUAGUCGAAGCACCAGCUUUACUCAACACUGCAACAUUCACACGGGAGCAAGGCCUUAUGAGUGUGGCCGAUGUGGAAAAUCCUUCAGGCAAAAAUCUGUUCUCAUUCAACACCGGGUAGUUCACACUAGAGAAAGGCCUUACGAAUGCAGCAAAUGUGGCAAAUCCUUUAGCCAACGCUCUAGCCUCAAUCUCCACCAGAAAUUUCACAGCAUGGAGAGGGCCCGUGAAUGUAGGAAAUACGGGAAAUCCUUCAUUCCAACCUCCAAUGUUGUUUAACACCAGAAAGUCCACGUUUGAAAAUGGGCUUAGAUUUGAAGGAAACAUGCCGUCUCCCUGUUCACUCUAAUGGCCCUUAAUAGUUGUGUGAGGGAGCCACAUGCCUGAAGUUGAACCUCAUACCUCCAAGCAUCCAGGGAGGCGAAAUAUCCCCUCAGUUUAUAGGCAUGUGUGAGGCUUACAGGGGCUGCACUGCACGGUCCAGACCACCCAGGGCCCUUACCCGAAUGCCACCACUGCCAGUUUUUCCAGUAGAAGUCAUCCCACUUUACUACCUUGUACACUGCUUCAUCGGUCACCCCAGUGUGCCUAAGGCAAGGCAAAUGUCUAUGGCCUCUCCCAUUCCCUGGAGGAAAUCUUGAGUAGUCUUUGCCCUUACAGUGAUUUCCCUUUUCUGGUUAAGUAUGAAUAUGACUCAGUUUGGGCCAAGAGUGGGCUCUGUUGGAAGCUUGCAGGGAAGGCUUACCUACUUCAUGGAAAUUGUUGGUUUCACAUGACACUUGUAAUUGAUUUUUCUAGUCUUCAGGUCAUCAACCGGUAACUAUCUACCUCAUUGCUCUGGUUUGUGCAGUAAUAAAGGCCUUAUUGUUUAAAGUACCUUUAAUCUUGGGGCGC